Dunckerocampus dactyliophorus (ringed pipefish) is the source of this 4883-nucleotide messenger RNA. It is a transcript of the gene ddx6, whose product is annotated as DEAD (Asp-Glu-Ala-Asp) box helicase 6. Gene Ontology annotation, molecular function: mRNA binding; RNA helicase activity; ATP binding. Lineage: Eukaryota; Metazoa; Chordata; Actinopteri; Syngnathiformes; Syngnathidae. Gene Ontology annotation, cellular component: cytoplasmic stress granule; P-body. The coding region runs from base 515 to 1972 and encodes 485 amino acids. The transcript is spliced from 14 exons. Gene Ontology annotation, biological process: P-body assembly; cytoplasmic stress granule assembly. The record is from RefSeq and is a predicted model, not a curated record.
UCCAAAUGAAAUCAGCUGAUCGCGUCGCUGGGGGCGGGCUCAUAAAGGAGUGGACGCCAUCUUGAAGGCUCGGAUGAGAAGAAGCCUCAUUCGAAAGCUUGGCUACCAUUUGGCACAGCUUUAUAAACGACGAAUACUUCGCUUAUCUGAGGGUUGGUAUAAAUCUGACGGAGAGGACGCAGCGGCUCAGUGGCGCUAAUCAAGAUGGCUAGCUGAACAAGUGGGCCCAUACUUGAACGCUAGCUAAGCCCUCCAGGAGUUUGGCUGCUGUCUGUUUCUCUUCUCGCUAACGCAACACAAAUCCAUGCUAAAAACAAACUGCUCCAAACACUGAAGAGACUCUUAAUGUCCCACAAACGGCAAUAUUAUAUAGUUAGUCUUGGGGAUAAAUAUUUGGACACUUGGUGUAUAGAAAACAAAGCCCCGAGAGGGACGGACUAUCUUUAAAUUGUGAGUGGAUUCGCUCCAUUUGAGCUUUAUUUGCUAGUGGACUCGUAACAGCUAAGGAGGAAACAUGAGCACUGCCAGGACAGAGAACCCAGUGAUUCUGGGCUUGUCGAACCAGAACGGACAGCUCCGGGGCUCGGUGAAGCCGGCUGGAGCGCCAGGUGGAGGAGGAGGAGGAGGAGGCGGCCCCCAGCAGCAGCCACUAAACCAGAUGAAAGGCACAAUCAACAAUGGCAACGCCCAGCCUGCCCCCACGACUAAUGCCGUCAUCAAGCCUGGAGAUGACUGGAAGAAAAAUCUGAAAUUGCCCCCAAAGGACAUGAGGAUGAAAACUUCGGAUGUGACGGCAACUAAAGGCAACGAGUUUGAAGAUUACUGCCUGAAGAGGGAGCUGCUCAUGGGCAUCUUUGAGAUGGGCUGGGAAAAGCCGUCUCCAAUCCAGGAGGAAAGCAUUCCCAUCGCGCUGUCGGGAAGGGAUAUACUAGCCAGAGCCAAGAACGGCACAGGGAAGAGUGGAGCCUACCUCAUUCCCUUACUUGAACGCAUCGACCUGAAGAGAGACUGCAUACAAGCAUUGGUGGUAGUGCCCACCAGGGAAUUGGCUCUGCAAGUCAGCCAAAUAUCUAUCCAGGUCAGCAAACACAUGGGAGGAGUGAAGGUGAUGGCAACCACCGGAGGAACUAACCUACGUGAUGACAUCAUGAGACUGGAUGAAACAGUGCAUGUGGUCAUCGCCACCCCAGGGAGGAUUUUGGACCUCAUCAAGAAAGGAGUGGCCAAAGUCGGUCAAGUGCAGAUGAUUGUUUUAGAUGAGGCUGACAAACUCCUGUCUCAGGACUUUGUUGCCAUGAUGGAAGAGAUUCUGGGCUUCCUCUCCAAACAGAGACAGAUCUUGCUUUAUUCUGCAACCUUCCCCCUCAGCGUGCAGAAGUUUAUGAAUUCCCACCUGCAGAAGCCCUAUGAGAUCAACCUCAUGGAGGAGCUGACACUGAAGGGUGUGACUCAGUAUUAUGCUUAUGUCACUGAAAGGCAAAAAGUCCAUUGCCUCAAUACCUUGUUCUCAAGGCUCCAGAUCAACCAGUCUAUCAUCUUCUGCAACUCCUCUCAGAGAGUGGAGCUCCUUGCCAAGAAGAUCUCCCAGCUUGGUUACUCGUGUUUCUACAUUCAUGCUAAGAUGAGACAGGAACAUCGCAACCGUGUGUUCCAUGAUUUCCGAAAUGGUCUCUGUCGAAAUCUUGUCUGCACUGACCUUUUCACAAGAGGAAUAGACAUUCAAGCUGUGAAUGUUGUAAUCAAUUUUGACUUCCCAAAGCUGGGAGAGACGUAUCUUCACCGCAUUGGCAGAUCUGGCCGCUUUGGACACUUGGGUCUGGCCAUCAACCUGAUCACCUACGACGAUCGUUUCAACCUGAAAGGAAUUGAAGAGCAGCUGGGAACAGAGAUCAAGCCCAUCCCCGGAAUCAUCGACAAGAGCUUGUAUGUGGCGGAGUACCACAGUGAGAGCGGCGAAGAAGUGAAGCCAUGAGCCAAUCAGUCCAUCCUCCAUUCCCCUUUGGACCCUGCCCCUCCCCUUCACAACUUGGAUUUUUUUUUUUUUCUUUCUUUUAAAUGUACAGUCUGUCCAUCGUAUAUUUUUGGAUGCCUCCAUCAGGAAUGUGAAUUUUGUUGGAUGCGUGUUGGAAGAACUCAUUUGCCUUGUCAUAGGGCUCAAUGCUGCACCGCCUGCACUGAAGACACCCCCCCCCCCCCCCCCCCCCCCCCACUCCCACCCCACCCCAUGAGGAAAGUACGGGACCAAGUGGACAAUGUAUCAGUGCAUACAGAGGUGGCUUUCCACCGUUAACAUGAAGCCAGCACCCACAGGCCCCCUAAAAUGAGCCCCCCGACCCCUAAUACGCCACUUUCUUUGGGAACCAAUUUGUAUCAAGUGCCUUAAGAAGCAGUCCAACUUGUUAAGUAAUAACCAUCAUCACACAUCUCUCUCAUUCACCUUACAGAAGAUUUGUCGUGCUCUUUUCAUUUCCAGUCACCAAGGUGAAUUCAUAACCUGUUUUCAUUUGCCAUCAGGGGGGAGGGGGGUCAGGGCUGCUGCUCUCAUGCAUCCUGCUCGUCUGGGCUGCCUGCACUUAAGUCUGGCUGAUACUGCAGGAUAAACUUGGAUUUUUCUCCAUGGACAGAUACUGGAUUUUGUUUUUCCGAGAAGAAAGCCAGACUUUUUUGUUUUCUGUUUUUUGCCAGCGCUUCUAGAAGAGCCCGUCACUUUCCUCCUGUCUUCAGUCGCAACACAACACAGACAGUGUGCAGCCAACUAACCACCUGAUUGAGUUGAGGAUUCCUCAUCCAGUGCAGUUCAAUUUGUAGGAGUUUCUUUCUCACCUUCCUAUGGACGGCCAAACUUAACUCUGAGAGCCGUGCAGCCGGCAUAGAGGCUGCCUUGCUCCCCUUGUGUAAAUACCUUACUUUUAAGAUUGUUUUAAACAAGUUCAGAAGGCUGGCUGACAACCGAACUCACACUCACACACACACACACACACACACACUGGCACUGCAGACAGUUUGAUUACUGCCUAUUGGCCUGUGAAUUUAUUUAUAAUUUUAGAAAUUGCAGAAUUGAUUAGAUCCACAAGCGGACCCCCUGCAUGAACUGCUAUUGAGGCCAAGCUCAUCAGACAAAUUGGAGGUGUAAACUGUCAUAAGUGAAACAAUGGUUUCAAUUGGUUCUCCUGCUGCCAGAGUUUUUUUUGUUUUGUUUUGUUUUUUUUAGUCAUGAAUUCUUUUGUCACCAGCCUGGACUUGUGAACUUGACUGGAGACUGGCUUAGCUCUCCAGUCAAAGUUGAUGUGGAAAGAAAAAGGAAAGAUUAGAUUCUAUCAUGUCGUCCUACUUGCUGCAGUGCAGCUUCAUUGGCAGAUCCUUUUUGUUUUGUUUCUUUUAACCCCUGGGGGAGGCGCUACCAGCUGUUACAUGGAGCUACAUUGUGCUCUCUGAGCAUUGUCAACAAAUAUUUGGAAGGACUGCAAUUGAAUCCACCCCCCAGCCCGUUUUGAAUAAGAAUGUUGUUGGAGAAAAGCAUCCAAAACAGUCUGAUGUAAAAUGUAGCAGGAAGUCUCCGUCUAAUGGGAUGUUCUAAACAACCUGGAGCAGGUUGGGCUGCACUUACUGCACAGAGCGGUUGACUUCUGGCAAUAACACUGACGGCACUGCUUUAGUUUCUUUGUUUUCGUUGGGUUUUUUUUAAUUUUAUUUUAUUUUAAUUUGCAAGGCCCAGACAGACAUGCACGUUGGUGUGGAAGAUCCCAAACAAGAAAGGGGAAUGGCAGUGAAGGAUUCCUUAACGACUUGGACUGCAAACUUUUGCCGCCUCAGCUUAUUUCUCUGCCCUUUUGUUUGUCUUUAUGUGGGGUUUGGCUUAUACAUCCUAACCAAAACCUGAUUUUGCACAAAAGCUCUCAGCUGUUUGAGCAGCUCAGAGCCGUUUUUUUUUUUUGUUUUGUUUUGUUUUGUUUUGCAAAGUUUGGUUCCCUCUUGUGGCGAGAUGCUCUUUGACUGUUCCAAUUGAUAACGUCUUAAAAAAAAAAAAAGCUACAUCCUUGUGUUGGAACAGCGAUCCCUGCUCCCUCGCAGUCUCACUGGUCCCUGAGUAACUCAAUCAUCCAAUUAGGCUAAUUUGGUGGGGAGGGGGAGGGUUUUUUUCCAAACUAUCCAAUUAAACGUGAGUAGGAGCGAGCAGGGAUCAAACUUUGCAGACACUCGGCAGCCGUCUGCUUCCUGGUGGCCUGUCGGUGGUAUUGCAGUCAUGGUUUUGUUUUCAAGACUGGUCCAACUGGAUGGUGGUGGUGUGAUGGGUUGCUGCUUACCGCCGGCGGCCACCAUGCUGAGAACCUUAAAGACUGAGAUGAUAGCAUCUUGCCAAAAAUAUCGAAUUGGGUGGUUUUCGUAACAAACUUGCCUCAUUCUUUAAGGUCAUUUUAAAUUUUGGGGGGGUGUCAAUUGGUUGAUUUGCUGCCCUGAUGCACACAAUCCUCCUCGAUAGUGGUGACAAGUGCAAACAAAGACAGCCUUAUGUCCCAUUUGGACCCAGACGUCACUUGCUGUCCAGGAGGAUGCUGCUGCUGCAUCAGUACACGUGGGGGUUCACCUGAUCCCAUCUUGCCCAAAGUUCAAGGAGAUGGGGUUCAUGUUUUGGGGAGGGGAAAUAUGAUUUUGGUUUAGUUUUUGCCCAAAGAAAAUGUUCAAGUGGAGAACUCAAAUUUAAGUGACACAGUUGAAGCCCAAAUUGUUUGCUCAUUUUUAUUUGAUGCAAAUUUGGUCGUUAUUUAAUUGGCAGACUUUUCAGUGAAGCUUAUUUUACUAAAAGAGUUAAGUUAAAAAGAAAUGGUCAUAAAUAUUGGGCUCAAAUAUUGAAGUUCUGUUCCAAAUAAAGCUCACUGAAUUUA